UAUGUGAGGACAGUUCAAUUGAAGUAGUGUAGGAGUGUACUUGUAUGUCAGCUCUCCAAAGUGUACUCUUGAAUACCCACAAUUAAAAAUGUCUAAUGGUGGAUAUGAAGAAUGUUCCACUUAUGAUAACUCCUGGCACAUCAUACCGCCGGAUUAUGUUCACAUGGACGAUGAAUAUCGAUACACAUUAUUGGAUAGUAUGAAGAUGACUGGACCGAUGGGAAAUCCCAGACAAUCGGCCGGCUUUGCAAUCAGUGAUAUUUUGGAAUUGGACCGAAACAGUAAUGUGGGAAUCGAACAUCCCCCGACGGAGGCACCCUUGUAUACGCAUCCUGCACAUGACAUUUCGGGAUAUGUGCCGAUCUCGAGGCACUGGCCGACGCCGUCGGAAGGUUUUCACGCGCACCAACACAUUCCACCCCAUCCCGCCCAACUCAGCCCUGACAGCACUAGUCCCGCGAUAUCCGAGAGAUCCAGCGUCGACCCCAUCGGCCCCGUCGAGAACUUACCAUCGAGCCAUGGCAGCGCCUCCAAUACGGCCGUCAGCGAACGCGAUCCCGACGAAGACAAUUCUGAAGACUCUAAAGAUCCUCACCUAACCGACCAACAAUCCGGAGGGCACAAGAAACGCAAACGACGAGUGCUUUUCUCCAAAGCUCAAACGUAUGAGCUGGAAAGACGAUUUCGACAGCAAAGGUACCUAUCGGCACCUGAAAGAGAACAUUUGGCUUCCAUUAUAAGAUUAACGCCGACCCAAGUGAAAAUAUGGUUYCAAAAUCACAGGUACAAGACGAAAAGAGCCCAACACGAAAAAGGCAUGCAUGAUCAACAAAACAACAACCCUUUGCCAUCGCCGCGGCGCGUCGCAGUCCCAGUUUUGGUCCGCGACGGCAAACCCUGUCUCAGUGGUGGUCCCAAGCACCCCGAUCCCGGUUCGAUGCAAGUCCCCGGUGGCCCCAUGAUGAUGGGCUCUCAUGGGCCUCUCAUGUAUGGCCAGCCCCGAGUUUGGUGGUGAUCGCGUUUCCCCAUUUAAAUGUUCCUCAACCCAUUUUUUUUUCUAAUUUUGAAUAUAAUAUAGUGUAACUAUAACGAAAUCAGUGCGAUCAGAUAAGAUAUGGACUAUUGUGAUUGAAUCGGGCACGUUGUCAAGGUCGAAGAGUGAUUUUUGUCCUCGGCGUUGUUUCCAAGCGUCGGUUUGACGGGUGAAAUAAUGGGGAACGCCGCCGACAAACUCGCAACUAGUUUAUGUUUUUCGAUGUAUUUAAAAACYCUGUAAAUGAUUGUAUAUGUGUAAAUAGAACUUGUAGACUUGUGUACAGUAGGUUAGAAUGGUUAAAUUCAGUGGCCGAAGUCAUAGUCUAAUCUAGUCUACAUUUUUGUGGACGUCUGAUACUUACGUUCGUUCUCAAUUGUACAAAUUUAUUUAUUAAUGCGUAAUAAAAGACAUUUCACCACU
Tribolium madens (black flour beetle) is the source of this 1456-nucleotide messenger RNA. Its product is annotated as homeobox protein Nkx-2.2-like. The transcript is spliced from 4 exons. Bases 89 to 1015 code for a protein of 308 amino acids. Gene Ontology annotation, molecular function: RNA polymerase II cis-regulatory region sequence-specific DNA binding; DNA-binding transcription factor activity, RNA polymerase II-specific. The record is from RefSeq and is a predicted model, not a curated record. NCBI's taxonomy places the organism in Eukaryota, Metazoa, Arthropoda, Insecta, Coleoptera, Tenebrionidae. Gene Ontology annotation, biological process: regulation of transcription by RNA polymerase II; cell differentiation. Gene Ontology annotation, cellular component: nucleus.